AUGGCUCCCUUGCCUGCAGACAGAGUACAGAUUGUACCACCAUUCACCAAUAUUGGUCUUGAUUUUACUGGCCCUCUUUACCUCAAGACAAAAGAAGGAAACUCCACUCCUGUGAAAGCGUACAUAUGUAUCUUUGUAUGCGAAGAUACACGAGCUGUUCAUCUCGAGCUCACAAACAACAUGAAAACAGAAGAGUUUCUACAAGCUUAUCGCCGCAUGGUUGGUCGACGUGGGGUACCAAGAGUUAUACGUUCUGAUAACCAGACCACGUUUCACAAGGCAAACAAGAAAGGAGCUCUGUCACUUCCAUCUUCCCCAAVUCUUCACUAUCAGGUCUUGUACGACCUGGAGAAGAACUCCGACUUUUGCGUGGAUAUGAAACGCUCACAACAACAAAGUUUUCUUGUUAUAAAGUGGCUAAAGGAUUUGGCAACACAGACUUUACGAAAAAAAAAACACAAUGUUAAAUGGGGCAAGGAUCUCAUUCCUUUCAUGAUAGUAAAUACCAAAGUGUACGACUGCCAGCAUGGUGUGGACCAUCACUCCUCCAAAAAACAAAAACUGAAGCUACAAAAAAUGAAGAUCCCUAAAGAUACUGAGUCCUACCGAAAAAGAGGAUCAGUCAACAUUCGAGAAGCGGUAGCUACCAAGAAAAUCAAAGAAGUCGACCGUUGGGUACAAAUAGAUUUUCCUUCUACUACGGAACAUAAAAUUCAUCCAAUUGGAAAUACAGGAGGCAUUCAUCAGCGCAUUGAUCAACGCUUGAUUAAGAAAAUACAAGAUCUUGUUUCCGAAGACGCAACGUACAAAACCACUAAGUAUAGUUUGCCAUUGUUUUUUGUUGCUGUCAAGACAAACGUUGACUAUCAAGUAGUUGCGUCAUUUGUCACGCAGACAGAAACGACCGAGGCGAUUCGUGAGGCCCUGGAAAUGAUCCACUCCUGGAAUAAGGAGUGGAUGCCUAGAUACUUUAUGGUGGAUUACUCCGAAGAGGAAAUGUCAGCAAUAUCCGCCGUGUUUCCAAAUGCUGUGACCUACAUCUGUGACUUUCACAGAGAACAGGCGUGGGAGCGCUGGCUAUCAAGGGGCUCCAAUGGUCUUUUGGACUGUAAAGGCAUAGUAUUGGCUCGAUUACGUGCAAUUGCCAGGUCCCGAAAUGAACCCGAAUAUUUGAGUGCUGUCGAAAGACUGAAGUGCAGUCCACAAUGGGAAACAAGUAUUGCAUUAAGAAAUUGGAUGGAAAAAACAUGGUUGCCUAAGUACCAGAAAUGGGUGUGGGCAUUCCGUAAAAACCGCCUUCUGACUAUCGUCAACACCAACAAUGGAGUGGAACGCCAAAACAAAGCUUUCAAGUAUGAAUAUCUUGAUGGUUAUAAGCAUUCCACUCUCUCAGGGAUGUUAACUGUUCUGAUUGAUGACUUCCUUCCUGAUAAAUACUUCAAGUAUGUUGAAUUUAACACGAAACUUGGUGCUAAUUGUCGAAGAUACAGCGCUAGUAUCCCCACCUACUUGAGAGAGCGCCCUCACCACAUUAUUAACCACUGUCUGGAGAGGCUAUCUGGAUCAGAAGAUAUCCCUGAUACUAUGGUGAAGGUAGUAAGCAUUGAGGAAGGCGUAUUUAGAGUUGGCCAAUAUACAGUGUCUUUUGGUGACGACUUUCAACAGGCAAACCAACCAAGUUGUGAGUGUGUUGACUGGGAAAAGUACCGAUUGCCUUGCAAGCACUUUUUCGCAGUUUUCCGCCAUGUUCCAUCUUGGUCUUUCGAUAGGCUUCCAGAGUCUUACAAAUUCUCGCCAUUUUUGAGUCUUGACAAAGACCUGAUUCUGGAUUACCCCACAACUGACGCAACUCAAGAGAUCCCUGAUAGUUUUCAAAUAGCGGAGGAGGAAGAAAAAGUGAAGGAAAAUCGACUGCCUGGCCAUGGCUCAUUGCUGUCAAAUAACAUUCCAACACCAAAACCAAGACCUAGGACAGCAGCUUCAAAGUCUCGCGAGUUGUUAGGCCAAAUAAAGAAUUUGACAUAUAUCGCAGAGGGAUGGGAUAACGGAGAAAUCUUGGUCGAUCUCAACGAGAAACUAGAAGAAUGUCUCGCAUUAUUAACAGAAGCAUCGCCAAAAGAGCAUGGUUUAGUUCUUGAAGUACCAGACAAGAAAAAAAAAUGCACCAAGUCAGCAACAGAGAAAACUGACAUGCCAUACGAUGAAAAGUUUCGAAAGCAGCUUCCAUUAAACAAUAGGAAGAAUCCCUAUUCUGGCCGGUUCGGAGAAAAGGCAAAUAUAAUGAAGCGUUCUGUACUAGUGUCCAACCUUGAUGCUUGCCAUGAAGAUCAAGAUUUAGAAAGUGAUAAUGAUGACGUUGAGAUUCUUGAAGUAAAGGAACUUUCUCCUUCAAAGCAAAACAAAAGACCCAAAAUCAUUUUGACGGAAGAAGAACGGACUGCAAUUACAAAGGGAGCAAUGCUCACUGAUGAAUCAAUCAACAUUGCUCAAAAUCUAUUAUUUAACCAAUUCCCUUACCUAGCAGGCCUAGAAAACACGACAUUGGGACCUCUUGGCGGUUUUUCAAAGGCAAAUGGACAGCGCUUUAUUCAGAUUCUACAUACUGGCCGCACACACUGGGUCUGCUGCUCCAAUAUCAACUUUGAGGACAAUCCUAUGACUAAUGACGUGAAUUUCUUCGAUAGCCUUUUCCACGGAACGAUUACAGUAAAAACAAAAGAACAGAUUUCGCAGAUCCUUAAGCCGACUGGUGAUCUAACAGCGAAAGUCAUGCCCGUGCAGCAGCAAACCAAUGGAACCAACUGUGGACUGUUUGCAAUCGCCUUUGCCACCAGCAUCCUCCCUGGACGCUUGGUUAAAAGAUGCAAAACCAAAUCUAUUGUUGUAGACCUCCACUGCACCUGUCGGAUGCCUUGGAACCGGUACGCAAAGAAAACACAGAAACGGAUGGCAGAAUGUGAGGGAUGUCUACAAUGGUUUCACCAAGAUUGCGAAGAUAUUCCUGAGGAGGUGUUCCAGAACGAAUUAGAAUGGGUUUGUUCUAAAUGUUCUGCUGUUUGA
Messenger RNA from Exaiptasia diaphana, 3060 nucleotides. RefSeq lists its product as uncharacterized. The transcript has 11 exons. Gene Ontology annotation, molecular function: nucleic acid binding; zinc ion binding. The record is from RefSeq and is a predicted model, not a curated record. NCBI's taxonomy places the organism in Eukaryota, Metazoa, Cnidaria, Anthozoa, Actiniaria, Aiptasiidae. The coding region runs from base 1 to 3060 and encodes 1019 amino acids.